This is a messenger RNA of Heterotrigona itama, 3003 nucleotides long. Lineage: Eukaryota; Metazoa; Arthropoda; Insecta; Hymenoptera; Apidae. The record is from the annotation of a GenBank genome assembly.
AUCGAAUGUUGAAAGAUAUGUUCAGAAACGUGGAAAACCUUGAAGUUGCUCGAGAAACUCAGUCAGCCUGCGUGCAGCAUGGAAGACAGACAAUUUACGUAGAAUUAGAAAAACAACACACUGCAAUCAAAUUCACGUGUAAUAAUGCAUAAAAACGUUAUGCAUCUAUCGACAACGUGUUUCGCAGUAUAAACUGAAAUGACAACUUUCCCGUCGGAUUGUAUUCGUGGCAAAGUGUUCGACGAAUAAUUCUCCUUUAACCUAGACCAGCUUUAACAGGCGAAUUUUAUCUGAGAUUAAUUCCAAUUCGCAAAUUUACGCGAUAUUUAUCGCGUGACUCUGCAAUUGGACAAGUGGCCUCAGAAAAGCAUGAACAAUCGUCGAGAAGCAUCGUCGCACACAAGAGAAAUGCGCUCCAAUUCGCCACGACGUUGUACCUCGAAUGCUUAUCAACAGGGCUACGCCAGCGAGCACAAUAUCCAAUAUCUAGAAGAAAGGUCUUCCGUAGGAAGUAUCGUCGAGAGGACUGAGGAACCUGGCAUUAAUAAGAAUAACAUACAUAAUUACCCAGACGAAUCGGUUUACGUGAAAAUCCUGCCAAAGCAUAACCAUGCUGUUCGCGAGAGAUACCAACGAUUCAAUAAUUACUCGGAGUUCAGCAUGCCGGAGGUAACCGCGAUGCAAAAGUUACAACGGCUAAAGGAGCUACAGAUGAAACGCGACAUUAGCGAAAGAUACUAUUCUCAAGAAAUCAAACGACUGAUCGGGGAAUAUUAUUUCGGGCCGAGAGUUGCCUCGCCACCCUUGAAACAGGCCGGGAAAUUGCAGAGUUCCAGUUUUCAUCCAUCCUCGGCAGAUCGAUUGAGAAAUGUAUCAUCGAGAGACAAACUACCAUUUGUAUAUAAAACAUUGAAUUUUCUUAUUUCUAUAUUUACACGUUACAUUGUUGCUUGGUAAAUUUUCUCACUUGUUAUCCAAGUGCAUUCCAGCAAACACGUGAUAUAAUUUAUUUUUCACAGAGAUAAAAGAUAGAAAAUCUCGAAUAGAAAUAAUCGUAGGUUAAGCAGGUUAUUAACAGAAUGGAAUAUCCACAAAUGGAUAUAUUACGGCUAUAUAUUGUAAUUGUCUAAUUCAGAAUUUGGAACCAUGCGGCACAAUGACGACAAUUACACGGCUGGAUUGUGGAUGUAUUCAAGAGACAACAAGGCCAAUUUUUACGACGGCAAGGGGUCGCGUUCUUAGAAGGAAUUGCAAUCUAUCUCAGGAGGAGAAGCUUUUGAAGCUGACUUCGUUGAACCCCCAGGAACACUUAUUUUCAUCGUUAGAGCAGCCUAAGGAUAGGUAUCGCACAAAAAUGAAGAAACGGCUCUCCAUGGAUCCGCGAACGUACUCGAAAAUCCGGCCUGCCGGUGAUCAAGAAUUUGAGACGGAGAACGAGAAGAAAAGCGAAGAGCCAGAAACAGAAAUUACCGAGCAUGAUUCGAGAACAUUGUCCCCUCAACGAAAAUUUAGCGACACGUCCGCGAACUCUUAUUAAAAUUUAUUCUCUAUUUAUUGUAUUUCGUGCAUUAAUUAAUAAUAAUGUAUUAUCAGUGAAAAUUUCCAUAUCAAUUAGUCUGGUUUCGAUCAUCGUGAAAUUAUUGACAACUGUGAACUCUCUCUUUAGACUGAAACUCUUUUGUAUCGAAUAUCAGAUCAGAUGAAUCGCGAAUCAAUUUCAAAUUGCACAAAGUUUGUUAUGAACAUCCGAAACGAUUAAAAUCGGAGAAACAAUUUUCUAAAUUGCAAAAUGAACGAUCUAAGACUAACAACCGAUUCCGUGAUCGCGCACAUUGGCAUCACGUUUCUAAAUGCCAUAUUACAUUACGCGCUUUACAAAGCUGUCAUCGCCACGAUCAUGCUGAUCAAAGAAACGAUACUUUGGUUGUUCCGGAAGCUGAUGAAAUUUCGUAGUACUAGCACCGACGAAUCGACUCAGUCCCCAUUGCCAUGUAACGUUUAGUCGCUGUUUUUUCGCGGAGAAAUUCCUGGUAAGAAAAAUACACACGAAAUCCGUUGCCUUCCAUAAAAAUGAAAAUUAAAUUAAAUAAAAAUGAAAUAUAAUGUAAUUGGAAAUCUUCUGCAGAAGGUUUACUGUAAUUAUGAAUGUUACUUUACAAAAGUAUACUAACCUCGGCGAAUUGUUACUAUUAAAAUUAUUUCACUUUUUCUUUCCAAUUUUUGGCGGAUUUCAUAAUGAAGAAACUUUGACAAAUGUCCAUUCGAUAGAGAUCCUUGUAAAUUCUGGUUGUUCGUUCCAACUUGCGAGUAAAUUACUGGUGAUUACUACACAUGAUGAACGCGUUGGAAAAUUUCGUCACGAUCACUCAUAGCGAUUUUAAUUGGCCGUACCCGGUACCGCUGAUUGCAAAACCGGCACAACCACCAAGAAACACGGGAACUCGAUUGUACAUCCCUAGGAUCGACCCUGAGGACUGUCCGUGUGACGAACAUGGCCGACAAAGUAAUAAAAAUAGGUACAAAUAUUUGGCUGAUAAGGAACGACACUUUCUGGAUCAAUUGACGAAAGUGAAUCGCGAAAUGACAAAUCUAACGAAGACUAUGCUAGACGCUAAAUGCGAGCCAAUCGACGAGACGAUGAAGAGUAUUUAUAAAGCGGAUUACGCGAAGAGAGGAUUGCCUAUCAAAGAGUACAGACAGCUACAAGCCGCGGUUGACUCGCUGUACUGUUCACCUUUUCCGGCGGAAGUUACGGAAAUAAAGGAUGGAUACAGAGAUCCAACGAGAUUUCGAUACACAGCCAUCGAGAGACCGUAUAUUCAGCCAGCCAGAACGAUCAAUUUGUUCCAAGAAUCUUUCUCUAUGUGGGAAACGCCUUUUACCGGCCGUUCAGAGUAUACGGACACUAUUAGCAAAAUGGGUCUGAGUAACAUGAAAAAUCGUCAACAAUAUCUGGAACCGUUACCCUCGUCGAGAAGAAGAUUUGGGGACUGUAAAUUAUAA